This is a messenger RNA of Myripristis murdjan (pinecone soldierfish), 2155 nucleotides long. RefSeq names its product elongation factor 1-alpha 1-like. The record is from RefSeq and is a predicted model, not a curated record. Gene Ontology annotation, biological process: translational elongation. Gene Ontology annotation, molecular function: GTPase activity; translation elongation factor activity; GTP binding. The coding region runs from base 152 to 1540 and encodes 462 amino acids. NCBI's taxonomy places the organism in Eukaryota, Metazoa, Chordata, Actinopteri, Holocentriformes, Holocentridae. The transcript is spliced from 9 exons.
UGCUCUCCGGCUGCAUCCCCACACACACCGCGCAGCAGGCAGCAUCCCGUGCGCCAUCACACCGUCCACACACACCACUGACGCCAAGGUUGCACGGUUGCACUCAGACAGCAUCACACCGAACUGACAGGAUCCCCCACGGUGAGUCAUCAUGGGGAAAGAGAAGCUCCACAUCAACAUUGUGGUCAUAGGUCACGUUGACUCUGGCAAGUCCACCACCACCGGCCACCUCAUCUACAAGUGUGGGGGCAUUGACAAGAGAACCAUCGAGAAGUUUGAGAAGGAAGCCGCCGAGAUGGGGAAGGGCUCUUUCAAAUAUGCCUGGGUUCUGGACAAGCUGAAGGCAGAGCGCGAGCGCGGCAUCACCAUUGACAUCUCCCUGUGGAAGUUUGAGACCAGCAAGUACUACGUCACCAUCAUCGAUGCCCCGGGACACAGGGACUUCAUCAAGAACAUGAUCACUGGAACUUCCCAGGCAGACUGUGCGGUGCUGAUCGUGGCUGCAGGCGUGGGUGAGUUUGAAGCCGGCAUCUCAAAGAACGGACAGACUCGUGAGCACGCCCUGCUGGCCUACACGCUGGGAGUGAAGCAGCUCAUUGUGGGCGUCAACAAGAUGGACUCCACCGAGCCCAACUACAGCCAGAAACGCUACGAGGAGAUCGUGAAGGAAGUCAGCACUUACAUCAAGAAGAUCGGCUACAACCCCGACACUGUGGCCUUUGUGCCCAUCUCUGGCUGGAAUGGGGACAACAUGUUGGAGGCCAGCCCUAAUAUGACCUGGUUCAAGGGCUGGAAGAUCAACCGUAAGGAUGGCAACGCCUCAGGCACCACCCUGCUGGAGGCUCUAGAUGCCAUCCAGCCUCCCACCCGCCCCACCGACAAGCCCCUCCGCCUGCCUCUGCAAGACGUCUACAAGAUCGGAGGUAUUGGUACAGUUCCAGUGGGCCGGGUGGAAACUGGGAUCCUGAGGCCUGGGGUGGUGGUGACCUUUGCUCCUGUCAACGUGACCACUGAGGUCAAGUCUGUGGAGAUGCACCAUGAGGCCCUGACCGAGGCACUGCCUGGGGACAAUGUGGGCUUCAAUGUCAAGAACGUGUCAGUUAAGGAUAUUCGCCGUGGCAACGUGGCCGGAGACAGCAAGAACGACCCGCCACAGGAAGCAGCCAGCUUCACCUCCCAGGUGAUUAUUCUGAACCACCCUGGUCAGAUCAGUGCUGGCUAUGCCCCGGUGCUGGACUGUCACACUGCCCACAUUGCAUGCAAGUUUGCCGAGCUUAAGGAGAAGAUUGACCGCCGCUCUGGUAAAAAGCUGGAAGACAACCCCAAGUCCCUCAAGUCCGGGGAUGCUGCCAUCGUGGAUAUGAUCCCUGGCAAACCGAUGUGUGUGGAGAGCUUCUCUGAGUACCCACCGCUGGGCCGGUUUGCAGUGCGUGACAUGCGUCAGACAGUGGCAGUGGGGGUGAUUAAGGGCGUGGAAAAGAAAACUCCAACCAGCGGCAAGAUCACCAAGUCUGCCCAGAAGGCGCAGAAGGGCAAAUGAACGUUGUGCUGGGCUGCUGCCCCGAACGCUCGACAUGGCCAGAGACGCACAAUCAUCCCACCCCUUCUGUACACCAUAGUCAGUGUAUGGUCUAUUAUCACAAUGCAUCGCAAAAGCAGACGAAGGAAAAAAAAUGCUACCAUACUCCGUUAGCAGUUAAACUGUAUUGUUUUAUGUAGGUUUUAUUGUCAUUUGGUUUGUUUUGUGGCAGAAAACUUCAAGUUAGCAUUACAGUUACACUUGUAUGUUGUAGUUUGAUUUGGGCUGCUUUUUUUUUUUUUUUUAAUCCAGCCAGCAUAUUUAGCUGCUUAGCACCGUUAAUAAGGCAGCAAUGUUUUGCCAGCUCUGUGCUGAUGUAAUGCUCUGUGUUCUUGCUUUUAAAGAGAAAUGCUUACUAGACAGAGGUAGACUGGCUGCAUGCAUGUUCCCUGUUUGCACCUUAGAGAAACAAGCUUCUCUGUUUCUGAAACCUAAAAUCAUUAUGCCUAGCACUUUGCUUGACUAAAGCUCCGUUGCAGUAGCAUUAGUAAAUGUUAUAGUUACUGUGUAGUUCCAGCACUUUAAUCAAUGUAAUUUGUGAACACAUCUUCAUAACAUUAAAGAUGUUGAAACUUG